GAAAACGAACCAAAUCGCUCAAGUCUGUAUAAAGAGAGAUUCCGCGACCACAAUGUCCUUCAGGAAAGUUCGGUGGAAUUGAUUUGGAAAGAUUUGCUUGAUUGUUAAGCGAAUAAUUCUCAACACAAUUAUGAUUUUAUGAAAAACCCUCAACCCUGAGACGAAUUAGGUCCAUGCGGGAACAUCAGUUGACGUUCAGAGUGGCAGGAGGUGUGACUCAAACCCCAGAUCCGUGAAUUGCUUUCGACCGGACGUGAUCGGAUCUGAUUGAAGAGCCUGCAAUUCAGCAAAUGUCAAUGUAGUAGUAGGACUGAAAUUUCUUGUGGACACAUGCUUACAGUUGUGAGGAGUGUGGUAGAUAGAUCCGUGAGUGAAUGUCUUCAAAUUUGUGCACGAAGGUGAUGACACGUACGACAGCAGAGAAGAAGUGCAUGGGUUGUGCUUUUCUGAAGCAAUUGAAGUUUUGAAAUUCCAUCGGCCUUCAGUCAACCUACCAUGGCGCCACCUAAGACUCGAAAGGCGAAAGCCAACAACACGAAGACCAAACCUCGAGGAGGAGAGAAUGGAAAGAUGAAUGAUCAACUUGCUCCCUUAGGUCUCAAAGUUGUGAAUAUGACUGGUGACGGAAAUUGCUUUUUCAGAUCAGUAGCCGAUCAACUCGAUGGAAAUGAAGAGGAGCAUCCCAAAUACCGACGAAUGGUAGUGGAUUAUCUAGAGGAACAUAGACCGGACUUUGAGCCAUUUCUAGAGGAGGAAACGCCAUUCGAUGAAUAUUGUAAAAACAUGAGGCAGGAUGGAACUUGGGCCGGUCAUAUGGAACUUCAGGCAACUUCACUAGCAACAAGAUGCAAUAUAUGCAUACACAGGAUAUUGUUUCCACGUUGGCAAAUUUUUAACUUUCAGAACCCCGGCACCCCAAUACUCCAACUAUCAUAUCAUGGAGAGGAGCAUUACAACAGCGUCCGUCCGGUUGAUGAUGAUGGUACAGGACCUCCCAAGCUUGACAGUGUCAAGGCUGCUACAAAGUUGGUCAAUGAAGCCCCACCCGCAAAGGAUGGGAAAAAGCAAGGAAAAAAACCCACGAAAGUUGAAGGAAAGUCACCUGCAACAGUGAAACUUGUCAUGGCGGGAUCUGGAUGUUCAGAUUCAGCCUAUGUCAAACAGGUGCUGGAUGAUUGUCAUGGUGACACUUCAGCUGCUAUAGAGUAUAUUAUUGCUGAAAAGAACUUCAGCGAAGAAAUUUAUCAAUCAGCAAGGGAUAUGGAGGAAACCCUCUCAAAAGCGGAAUUUGAAGGAUCAAAGAGCACAGAAUUGCCCCAAUUUGAACAUGAACUUGAAACGAACAACCUGCUUUUGGAAGAAGCACUAGAGGGUAUUUCAGAUGACGAGUCGAAAACUAAGCUCUCCAAAUCGAAGGAAGUGGAGACUGGAAGUACAGCAAGACAAGUCGUGUCUCGAAAUAAAGCGUGCCCGUGCGGCUCCAAAAAGAAGUACAAAGUUUGCUGUGGUGCAGUACAGCACAAACCUACUGUGACUAUUUUAACAAGUGGUCCAGAGAGAUCGUUAUCGAACAAAGCAAGAAAGGAUAAGUCCAGGGCUGCCAAAGCUUCGAGCUUGGUUGAGAAAUCCUCGGACAGACCGUCAUGUUCUAAAGAGGUAGAUUUAGGUGUUCUUUGCAUCUAAAGCGGAUCAGCAAGAAAGCCGCUGCCAAUGUAUUGUUGGAGAUUCAUCUAUAAUUCUUUCGUAGAACUAAAUGUAAAACUACGAAUGGGAAGAAGAAUCUGUGAGUUCGAUAAUAUCGAACCAGUCACUUGAAUUCAUUCAGAUCCAUUCAGCAGCACUGCAUCCUCUGUAUGUCGCCAAGAUGUUCAUACUACAGACGGUAGUCAGCCGUAGUGGUAGGCACUUCUCUCAAGCUCUUACAUUGAGAUUGGUUCUUGCUUGGUAUAGUUCUUUGUCGGUCUGAGCUUAUAUACAGAUAUGUAUGAACUGAGCGUUGGCCAACUUUUUCUGGAAUAUAUCUGAAAAGUCAGAGAGCAUAUGCUUUCCGAAAGUAAAGAAAUUUAUUAGAACAGACCAUCAUUGAAAAGGGUAAUGCAGUUGAAUCUUCUUGUUGUGAGCAAAGCUUGCAGAAGUAAUGAUAAUGUCGUGAAGGGUUUAGUUCCCUGUAACCAUCUUCCAAGAGGCAGUACAUCUUCGAACUAUGAUUACAAAAAUUCCAGAGUAGCAUCUUUCUCGGUGAGCAUCUUCGUGCGACUUCGGUUCCAAGUAUAUCUCACGACUGGUCCAUCGACUAGUCCAGAGUCGAAAGACCGAGUCCACGGAUGAGAGGAUUUGCAAAAUGGAUGAUGCAAGGAUUCUCUGAAGGAAGUUCGUGAGGAAUUACUUUCAUCAUCAGCAGGAUCACGUCAUGGUUAUGGCGAUUUCCUCCCCCACGCGAUUGCACACAUGAACCUUAGAAUGUCCCUCAUA
This is a messenger RNA of Marchantia polymorpha subsp. ruderalis, 2472 nucleotides long. The record is from the annotation of a GenBank genome assembly. Lineage: Eukaryota; Viridiplantae; Streptophyta; Marchantiopsida; Marchantiales; Marchantiaceae.